UGGUUCGAAUAUUUCGUCGUCGGAACAUUGAUUGAAUUCAGCUUGUAUUUGUAAUUCGCUUAAAAAAUUCAAUUUGGUCACAUUGUUGACGACGCCUCCGAAAUGGUUCGCUUCAACAUUUCGUAAAAUUAACCGCUUCAAAUGAGUCAACCGUUGCAAUUCUAAAAUACUGUCGGCCGAUAAAUCGGAAUAAUUUUGAAAUAAAACCAAUUGCUCUAAAUUUGCUAAAUACGUUGCAAUGUCUUUAAGUUCAACAUCACAAUUGAACGCGCCAAUUUUCAAUUUUCGUAAUUGUUGAUUAUUCUGCAUAAAUUCAGAAAAAGUAUCGUUAGCUAUGUACUCGUUAUCGCCUAAUGACAACUCUUCGAGACGAUUCCAUGUGCCUGUAUUUUGCAGAAAUGAUGUGUCCCAUUGGAUAUGUAAACGUUGUAAAUUUGGGCAACGUGUCAAUAAGGCUAAAUCAUCAUCGCUAAGAUCGGUGUUGGCAAUGCGCAAUUGCAACUCUUCGAGUCGCCGCAAAACUGGUUCAAUCGCUUGUAGUGACGUGUCCGAAAUGUGUGGCGUUACGAUUGAUAAUUUUCGAAUACGAUCACCAAUUACACGACCCAAAAAUUGAUAGAACAAAAAGAUCUCAGACGUCUGACAUAAUUUAAGAGUUACAAUAUAUUUUCCGAUCGCCUCGAUAAUGUUACGAGCUUUUUCUUCGCAUUCAUAUGAACGAAUUGUACAACUGAAUGUUGUUUGCUUUGGAAAUUGAAUCUGUGUCACAAGUGCAUUCAAGCGCUUGCACACUUUUGACAGUGAAACCGUAGUUUCUACAUCACAAAAAUUGAAAAUAUGCUCGAGACAAUCAUCAUUUAAAUCUAAAAACUCUGUCAUUUUUGUGAAUUUUUUACAAAUUUUGUGCAUUUCACAAUAUAUACGGUUAGUAUUUAAUUUUCAAAAUAAAACUUAAAUCUAAACGAUAAACCAAAAUAAACUUUCCAAUCAACAGCUGACAUUGGCACUUUGUUACCGUAUACACGUACAAUUUGUUCAAAUGACAUAAGGCAACUUUUCUCUCGGCUUUGUUCUCUCUCUCCUCUCUCUCUCUCUCUCUCUCGGAACUCUCUUGUUCACAACCACCAAUGCAAGUGCAAAUGUCAAAAAAAUGAAAUGACGAACACAAUCGACAGUAUGUAUUUUACUGCAAGAGGGCGCUUCUAUCACACAUUCUUUUUCAUCUCUGAACAUAGUUUUUUCUCGCUCUAUCCACCUAUCACAUUUAAGCAUUUUGCAUUUGAGAAUCAUUUGUGGCAAUUGUGUCGAAGAGUUAGACAGUAGACUCGGCACACAGCCGAAAGGUAUAAUUUUUUUGUGUGUGAAAGUUUAUCGGUAAAUUGCGUUUAAAUCUCAAAUCAAUUGAUUGUCUUUGCAUACAUUAAAAUACACUAAAAAUGUCGGCAAAUAAUUAUUUUGGAUUUACACAUGGUGGCACACAAUAUGGGGCUGCUGCGACUGGCCCAACCUAUCCGGCUGCUCAACAGUACAAUGCAGUCGCACCGACAGCUACUGCUGCAACCUAUAGUGCGCAGCGAACGGGUGCCUACGACCAGGCUGCUUAUCAAGCUGCAGCCCAAGGAACAUAUGCUGGAGCUGGUACACCAAGUGUCACAUAUGAUUAUGGCUAUGGACGUACAUACGACACAACCAAAACCUAUUAUCAACAAACAUCUACUGCCACUUAUCAAGCGGCCGCUCAGCCAUAUGCUGCACAUGCAGACGCAACCGCCCAACCAGCGACAAAAGUGACCGGAUAUCAAACAGCACAAUAUGUUGCUGGUCCUACCAGAAACAAUGUUCCACAACAACAAGCCAAACCAGUCGUCGCUACUACUCCAUACAAUGCAAAUCAAGCAUACGCACCUCAAACGGCUUACCAACAGAAUCCACAAGCCAAUGCCCAACCAAAACAACCUCCAGCAACAACUACUUCUAGCAAUUAUUCGAGUUAUGAUGCCGCAUUGUAUAGUGCAGCCACUAUGUAUGCCGUACAACAAACAAAUAAACCAAACAAUGGACCGAAUCCGGGUUGGCAAGGAUUCAAAAAGGGUAACAUGAAAACACAACGUCCGAAGCCACAACCAAAACCCCAACAAUUGCAUUAUUGUGAAGUGUGCAAAAUCAGCUGUGCUGGUCCGCAAACCUAUCGUGAACAUUUGGAAGGCCAAAAGCAUAAAAGACGUGAAGCUAGUUUAAAAAUGGCCGCAACAGCGGUACAAACAAGUCAAAAUCGUGGCAAUAAUUUGCAUUGUGAACUUUGCGGUGUAACUUGUACCGGUAACGAUGCAUAUGCAGCACAUGUUCGUGGUUCGAAGCAUCAAAAAGUAGUGAAACUUCAUCAAAAAUUGGGCAAACCAAUUCCAACCGUCGACCCAAACUUUAAAAAACCGGUCAAAGUAAACUUUGUCCCAGCCGGCGGUGCGGUCGAAGGAAGUAACGAUGCAGCCGCACUGACCGCAGGCUCUGUACCACCGUCAAAUGUUUCGGUACAACAAGCAGCAGCAACGGUCCCAUCAGACGCAACAAUGACAAAUCCAAACAAAGUUGAAUCCAUGGAAGACGAUAGUGCUUUAUCACUUCCGGAAGACGAUAUUAAGCCCGUUGGCAAUGAAUACAUCGAAGAGAUAAAAGGUGAAGAUGGCAAAAUGAUAAAAUUCAAUUGUAAAUUAUGCGAAUGUGGAUUCAAUGAUCCAAAUGCAAAGGAGAUGCAUAUGAAAGGACGUCGUCAUCGUUUGCAAUACAAACGUAAAGUUCAACCAGAUUUGGUGGUUGAUUUAAAACCGACACCACGUCAAAAACGCAUUGCUGAAGCAAAAGCACAACGAGCUGCAAUGCAAGCAGAUUUUUGGAAUCGUCAACGUAAUUUGGGCGAUGAUAGCAAUGACAUUGGCGAUGGAAUGUAUUGGGAUGAACGUAGACGAUUCGAUAAUGAAUUCGAUAAUAUGCCAUAUAAUAUUCCAUGGAAUCGAGGUUUUCCACCAGGUCGUCCAGCACCGCCAUUCAUUCGGGCACCAAUGCAUGCACCAUUCUUUGGCAUGGUUCCACCGGGACGCGCACGACCAGAAACCUUUGACGAUCGUCAUGUUGUGGCCAAACAUGCCGAAAUCUAUCCUAAAGAAGAAGAAUUACAAUUGAUUCAACGUAUUGUAUCGCAUACUGAACGCGCUCUGAAAUUCGUAUCGGAUGCAUUGACCGAUAAAUCGGCACAAAAUGUUACUAACGGCGUGAAUAAAGUCGAAGCACCAGCCACCGAAACUAAAACCGAAACUGACGAAACAAAUGCAACAAAACCAAAUGAAAGCGAAGCAGCUAAUAGUACAAGUGCAGAAAGAGAGACCAAACCGAAAGAAGAUGGUCGCGAUAAUCAAUUGUUCUCAUUUCAUAAAGAGGCUGAAGGCAGCUCAAUUCGUUUACUUAAGGGUGUUAUGCGAGUCGGAUUACUUGCAAAAGGUCUUCUGCUUCAAGGCGAUAAAGUUGUUCAAUUGGUAGUAUUAUGCGCUGAAAAGCCAACAGUAUCAUUGUUGAAACGUGUCGCAGCUGAGCUGCCCGUGCAAUUGAAGCAAAUUUCCGAAGAUCAUCAAUUCACCGUGACAAUGGAGCCCGAAGAGAGUGCCGUUUUGGUCUCCGAUGAUACGAUAACGGUUAAAGUUUUCCUAACAUCGCCACUACUUCGUGAUCCUCAGCAACAAGAUUCAAAUAUUGCUGCAACAGCAACGGAACAAACGGUUCCGAAUCCCGAUGAUCUACUGCCACGCGAUCCAUGUCUUCAAGCUCUUGCUGCAUUGAGGCACGCGAAAUGGUUCCAGGCUAGAGCAACUGGUUUACAAUCAUGUGUCAUGAUCAUUCGUGUAUUGCGAGAUUUGUGUCAACGCGUUCACACAUGGACACCACUCAGUCAAUGGGCAUUGGAACUAUUAACCGAAAAGAUAAUAUCGUCGGCUGGCAUGCCAUUGAGUCCAGGCGAUUGUUUGCGUCGUGUAAUGGAAGCACUUUCCACUGGAUUACUGAUCAAUGGGCCCGGUUUAAUGGAUCCAUGUGAAAAAGAUCCACUAGAUGCAUUACUUGGCUUAACAAAACAACAAAGAGAAGAUUUGACUGUAUCGGCGCAAACAUUCUUGCGUAUGAUUGCAUUCCGUCAAAUUUACAAGGUAUUGGGAAUGGACCUCUUGCCUCCACAGAAGUUUGCCGUUCGUCAAUGGCGCUUCGGCCGUAAGCGUAGACGUUCCGGAAAUGAAGGAGCCGAAUCUGAAGGUGAUUCGAAAAUCGUAAAGAAAGAUGCUGAAAACACCAGCAUGGAAACAUCCACAACUGAAACAACAUCGGUGGCCGCCGAUCCAAUUUCAACCGAUGCGGCUGUUGCUAAUUAAGGGAUAACCUAUUUUCCACCUAUUGCAUUCACACUUAUUCUGACAGCACAAAACUGAAAAACCAUUCAUUUCACCAUUUUGUGCGCGUGUUUAUGUUAUUUUCUAUUAAUAUAUUUGGUCGCUAUAACAACAACAAAAAAUUGAACUUACUAUUACACGAUUUUAUUUUACCAAUUUUACUAGUUUAACCACAUUAUAAUUGAAUUGUUUGAAAUAUCUAGAGCGAUAGUUCAAGAUUACGUAUAAAAAUGAAGACAUAUUUGAUGUGUGGACGAAGUAUUUGUAAUAUGGCCGAUGCAAAUUCUCUUCAGGAUCACGACAAAAUAAUGAUUUUUUUUUUUUUUGAUUUAUUGGUCAUUACACUUUUCUCAAGAAGUUUUUUUUUAAAUGAUUAAUUGUAUUGAUUAGAAUUUACAAAAACCAAUUAGACACUUUAAUGUGAAAAUGAGCAGCAAUGCCAUAUUGCCGAAAGUAAAAACUAGGGUAUUCAGUAAAUUUGAUCACAUAUUUCAGUAUGAAAACUA
Contarinia nasturtii (swede midge) is the source of this 4933-nucleotide messenger RNA. It is a transcript of the gene Zn72D, whose product is annotated as zinc finger RNA-binding protein. Gene Ontology annotation, cellular component: precatalytic spliceosome. Gene Ontology annotation, molecular function: single-stranded RNA binding; double-stranded RNA binding; zinc ion binding. The record is from RefSeq and is a predicted model, not a curated record. Bases 1437 to 4409 code for a protein of 990 amino acids. Lineage: Eukaryota; Metazoa; Arthropoda; Insecta; Diptera; Cecidomyiidae. The transcript is spliced from 13 exons.